AACCGCUAUUCAAAAAUACCAAAUCAAUUUUGCUGGCUCAAAGGUGUCCGCUCUUACGGACGCCAUUACCAGAUCAAUCACGGCCAUGACUCUCGGAGGUGGUGAUCUAUCAAGCCUCAGAACACAAGUCGCCCUGGUACACAUCAACAGUACUUUAGAAGCAGGUUAUAGGUCAAUAGAAGCCGAGAGAAGAGAUAUCAAUGCAGUUUGCCAGGGCAUCAGCGAACUUAGAGCACAAGUCGAGGAAAUAAGAGCUAAAGCUGAGGUCGAAGUACUGGGUUCGUCGGAAGUCCAAGGUGAUGGCGAAGACUCCGUGAAGAAGGCGAUGACUGAGGGCGGAAAGGAGAUGAAACUCUUGCUCGACUCUCUGACUUGGUGGAAGAUGAUUUGGAAGGUCGAUGAGGUUGGAUCCCUUGUUGGAUCUGCCGUCAACAAGGCAUGGUGUAGGGAUCUUAAAGACCAAGUAGGUUUGAAACGUUCUUUGACAGGUAAUUA
Serpula lacrymans var. lacrymans S7.9 is the source of this 495-nucleotide messenger RNA. RefSeq lists its product as uncharacterized. The transcript is spliced from 2 exons. The record is from RefSeq and is a predicted model, not a curated record. The annotation marks the transcript as partial. Lineage: Eukaryota; Fungi; Basidiomycota; Agaricomycetes; Boletales; Serpulaceae.